AUGGAAGACAUCCUCCUCCCUCAUGUGGUACCCUUCGUGGAGGCUCAUUCUGACAUGACCCUCCAGCAUGACAAUGCCACCAGCCAUGCUGCUUGGAUCUCAUACAGCCCGGAUCUCAAUCCCAUUGAGCACAUCUGGGACCUGUUGGAUCAGAGUGUGGGGGCGAGGGCCAAUUUCUCCAGAAAUGUCCAGGAUCUUGCAGGUGCCUUGGUGGAAGAGUGUGGUAACAUCUCACAGCAAGAACUGAUCAUCAAGAUGCACUCCUUCCUGGAUUACAUCAUGGGAGGCUGUCAGAUCCAGUUUACAGUAGCUAUUGAUUUCACCGCCUCGAACGGGGAUCCUCACAACAGCUGCUCCCUACACUAUAUCCACCCAUACCAGCCUAACGAGUACCUCAAAGCUCUGGUCGCUGUAGGGGAGAUCUGCCAGGAUUACGACAGUGACAAAAUGUUCCCAGCGUUUGGCUUCGGUGCUCAGAUUCCGCCCGACUUCAAGGUUUCUCACGAUUUUGCAGUGAAUUUUAAUGAGGAAAACCCAGAAUGUGCAG
Messenger RNA from Oncorhynchus masou masou (cherry salmon), 547 nucleotides. Its product is annotated as copine-4-like. Gene Ontology annotation, molecular function: calcium-dependent phospholipid binding; nucleic acid binding. The record is from RefSeq and is a predicted model, not a curated record. The transcript is spliced from 5 exons. Gene Ontology annotation, biological process: cellular response to calcium ion. The annotation marks the transcript as partial. NCBI's taxonomy places the organism in Eukaryota, Metazoa, Chordata, Actinopteri, Salmoniformes, Salmonidae. Gene Ontology annotation, cellular component: plasma membrane.